Messenger RNA from Paracoccidioides brasiliensis Pb18, 894 nucleotides. RefSeq lists its product as uncharacterized. Gene Ontology annotation, biological process: peroxisome organization. The transcript has 2 exons. The record is from RefSeq and is a predicted model, not a curated record. Bases 1 to 894 code for a protein of 297 amino acids. Gene Ontology annotation, cellular component: peroxisomal membrane.
AUGAACAUCUCAACCCUGCUCCGUCGAUUGACGACUUCGAACUACCUGAAGUUGAAGGCGGAAAUGCGAAAUGGAGAUGGGUACCCGGGAGCGAAUGGCGCAUCGAUACCGUUCCAUCUGAAGUCUCCAGUAAACGGUCUCCCAAAUCGUCUCAAAAAGAUAGUGGAGGUAACUCAGACAAUGAUGAGGGUUGGAUAUAUUACGACAUGGAGCGAUGGCCGUCGUGGCAAAGAUGGCUGGGGCCGGUACACAAGACGCCGGAAAUGGUGUCGGGAUGCCGAACUCGUCGAAAUAACUCCCAGCACGGAAAGCACUCCACCACCAUCGUCCACCGAAGAACAGGGAUCAUCGUCUUCCCUGCCACAGACGAACAACUCCAAGGGCGACGAUGAUAUUUCCGAUACGGAGGGGAGGACCUCUCCACCAUCUGACUCUCGCAAACCCCGCCAACGACGAUGGUUCGGCAGCAGCGAGCUGUCAAAAGCCCUAGCGUCCCCUCCCGGCUCCGCAUCUAGUUUACCUUUGACAAAUAGCGACUCAUUGUCAACGGCACUUGCAACAGGCGCAGAUUCAGGUACGACGGCGAAGCAGCCGUCGUCGAGCAUUCCAAACGUUCGUGCCACCUCCUACAGCAGCUCUUUCCCACGCACAUACAGUUUUGACAAUGGGGGUAGCGGUAGCAGUAGAAACAGCUUGACCUCCCGUCGGCGCAGCAAAACCAGCAGCGCCAUGGUUGAUACGGAUGGGGAGAGCUUAAGUAAGAGCUUGCGCGAUCAGGAAAUUGAGGAGGCCGAAAAUAUGGCGGAUCGGUUUGGUAGUCGGCCCGGUGGGGUGGCGGAGAGAGCGGAGAGGGGAUGGGGUCUGGGUGAUGAUGCCCAUAUGGGGUUAAGCUAA